Diospyros lotus (date-plum) is the source of this 2933-nucleotide messenger RNA. RefSeq lists its product as uncharacterized. Bases 244 to 2625 code for a protein of 793 amino acids. NCBI's taxonomy places the organism in Eukaryota, Viridiplantae, Streptophyta, Magnoliopsida, Ericales, Ebenaceae. The transcript is spliced from 18 exons. The record is from RefSeq and is a predicted model, not a curated record.
AAGCCAAAGAGUUGCCCUAAAAUCACGGAAUUCCCGCGCAAAUGCAAAACGGUCCCGUCCCAACCCAACCCAACUAAACCAGCAAGAAAUCGCGAAUCCCAAGGCAAAAAAAACUCAACUUCCGAACCGUCACGAUUUCUCUUUCCCAUUGAUUUGCAUAGCGAUUCACACAUUUGAUCCCAUUCAAACAAGCAAAUCGUCAUCUCUCUAGAUUUAGGGUGAAGAAAAGAGGCGGUGGGGGUGAUGUCGUGGUUUAGAUCCGCCGUGAGCAGAGCUGUCGAAGCUGGUGGCACCAGCAACCUCACUCGCGCCGUCCGUAGCUACGCCGACUCCGUCGUCCAACAAGCCGGCUAUGCCGUCGUCGAGGGCGCAAAGGUUUUGCAAGAUCGCAUUGUGGCUCGUAAUUUUCAAAGUUUUAAGCUUGCUGUUAAAAGAUUGGAAGAAGUUUCUGUUUCUUGCAGAGGGAUAGAAAGAGUUCAGUUACUAAGAAGGUGGCUGGUUGCACUGAAAGAAAUUGAAAGAAUAUCUGGAGAUUCUAUUGAGAGUAGUCGAAAGCUCUCUGAACAACUUCUUAUGUCUGAUGAAACCAAGAAUUCUCUGAGGAAGCCUACUUUGGUUCUAUAUUAUGACCCUGAUCUUGGGGGAGAACCCAUCAAUUUCCAUUAUCUCUUUCUUAGUAGUCAAGCUCUGGAAGGCAUGACAAUGUCCAUGAUUCUUGAAGCACCAAAUCAGGAGGAGAUUUCUCUACUUCUGGAGAUAUUUGGGCUUUGCCUCACAGGAGGAAAAGAAGUUCAUCAUUCAACCUUGGGCAGUGUACAAAAUUUGGCAACUGCUUUUUCAAGCUAUGAGGAGGAAGUAUUGGUUAAGCGGGAAGAACUGCUCCAAUAUGCCCAAGGUGCUAUUGCGGGCUUGAAAGUAAAUGCUGACAUUGCAAGAAUAGAUUCUGAAAUUGCAGAAAUACUUAAAAGUCUUGAUGGGAUGAAGUUCAAGAAGCCAUCAACUGAAGUCAGUGAUAAAUUAUCUGAAGAAACAGCUGUUUCACCAAUGGAGGAACUGAAAGAAGCCCUGGCAAAUGUUCAACUCUAUUCGAGGUUGGAUUCACUUUUAGUGAAGAAAAAAAUCUUAAACAAUGGUGAUUCUCCAGAUAUUCAUGCUCAAAAGGUUGAUAAAUUAAAAGUUUUAUCAGAAUCUCUAGCUAACUCCGCCUUGAAAGCUGAAAAGCGCAAGUCAGACCAUAGAUUACAGAAAGAAGAAGCUCUUAGUUUUCGUAUAAUGAAAGCCAGUGAAGUCAAUGAAAUUGAGAAGGAUUUGAUAUCCGAGAUUGGAACACUUGAAAAGCAGAGAUGUGAACUUGAAGCUGCUUUGAGAAAGGUCAACACCUCAUUAGCAGCAGCAAGGGCACGUCUUCAGAAUGCCAGAGAAGAAAGAGAACAGUUCGAUGAAGCAAGUAAUCAGAUUCUUUUUCACUUAAAGACGAAGGAAGAUGAACUCUCAAGAUCUAUCACUUGUUAUAAAGCAGAAGCAGAUGUUUGCAGCGCGUUUGUUAAUUUUCUUGAAGAUACGUGGCUGUUCCAAUCUGAAUAUACAGAGAAAAAGGAGAAGCUGGUCAAUGAUCAACUGGGGCGGUACAGAGACAAUUUUGUGAAACUGGCUUUUCAUCUCUUAUCUGAUUACAAGGAUGGGUUGCAGUCUUCCAUAAUCAUUUUCAGGAAACUUGUGGAGAACUUGAAUUCAAGUGAAACGUCAGAGUUAGCAGCUUGUACACGGGAUGAAAAUUCACAUCCAGUAAACCCAAGACAAAAAUUUGUAGAAGAAUAUCUUGAUUCUGAAGCCAAGUUUAUAUCCACAUUCAAUGUAGUUGAGAGCAUAAAAGAGAAGCUCUGCUCUCAAAAUGAAGAGGCUUACAGGCAUGGUAAUCAAAGGGUUAAAGAGUUACUAGACGAUCUUCAGAAUAUCAAAGACGAAUUUGAAUCCAUUGGAAGACCCACAAUGGAAAUCGGAAGUCCAACUCAACAAGAAGAGUCAGGAAUCGAGGAGAGCCCUCAAAGAAGUGUAUCUUCAACGCCGGAACUGAACAAAGAAAAUGAAUUGGAGAUCACUGAGAAACCCGUUUUGGAAACUGAGACUCCUAACCAAGGAGCAGUGACACCAUCAGAGAAGAGUUCUGAAAGUAAUUAUUCCCCUGCUGUCAAACAGGGCCCAGAUGUCAAACCUGAAUCAAAUUUGGUAACUAGAACUCCAAGCCAAAGAUUAGAGACUCCAUUAAAAGAAAUUUCCCAGGGAAGUCGGCCUCCUACUCUCAAACAACCUGCAGAUGAUGAAGUUGAAUCCAUUGAGAGACUGAAGUUGGAAACUGCAACCUCAACUCCAACAUUAGCCCUGCCGCCAAAAGGAACAAGCCUGGAAAGUUCAUCUCCUAUUCUCAAACAGACAACUGUGAGAUCAAAAAGCAAACGGGAUGAUCCAUCAGAACCUUCUGUGGCUAGUAGAGGAAAGGCAUCAGAUACCAAGCAGGAAUUUAAACUGGAGGAAGAAAGAAAAGAGCACUCUGCUGAAGAGCUUGCUGGGUGGGAAUUUGAUGAACUUGAGGAGGAACCCAAAAACAAUGACAUGUCAAGAAAAUAACUCAAACUUGCCUCUAGUUUUCUGAUUCAAUAAGCAGAACCCAUUGACGCCUUGAUAAACUGCCACAGCAUUUUAUCUCAUAAUUGUUUUCUUAUAACCAUUCAAUGUCUGUACCCACACAAAUGCUGCUCAGAUCUAUAUGAAGUGUAAGACGUAACUUCGGAUCCACUGGAACACAAUUUCUUAUGGGUUGGCUUGUGGUUUCCUGUUGGGCCACCCUACAGGAUCUCUCUGUAAAUUUUGUUUAUAUUAUGAAAAUGUCACUGUACGUUAUGUUAUCCGAUAAUAAUAUUUUUUCUGUGCGAUUA